This is a messenger RNA of Pomacea canaliculata, 2217 nucleotides long. Its product is annotated as organic cation transporter protein-like. The coding region runs from base 148 to 1803 and encodes 551 amino acids. Gene Ontology annotation, molecular function: transmembrane transporter activity. The record is from RefSeq and is a predicted model, not a curated record. The transcript is spliced from 11 exons. Gene Ontology annotation, cellular component: membrane. Gene Ontology annotation, biological process: transmembrane transport. NCBI's taxonomy places the organism in Eukaryota, Metazoa, Mollusca, Gastropoda, Architaenioglossa, Ampullariidae.
ACUUGCUUAACAUCAUUUUCACAUGUGUGCAUUGAAUAAAGCGAGUUUGUAAAGGAGUACAUUAGUGUCUGUAGUCUUCCCGUAGUCACUUCAGGUCGUGGACGAGAGUCUGAUAAUUGAGAGAGUUGGCCUGCAGGAAUUGGCAACAUGCAUUUCGACGAAGUUGUAGAAGCAAUCAACCCUUUCGGUCCUUACCAGAAGCGAGUAUAUUAUCUCAUUUGCUUCCUCACCAUACCUGCUGCUCUUCACACCAUGGGAGCUGUCUUCUUUCUAGGCAUACCAGAGCACAGGUGCGCUGUUCCAGGUGCAGAUAACGACACGUGGGAGAGCCAAGGACCCGAACAUGACGACGUGGUGAGGAGGACAGUACCUGUUGACCCCGCCACUGGCACGUGGUCCCAGUGCCUCGUGUACAAACAUCAGUCACUGCAGGACCUGGCAAACCUGGCCAACGACACGGUCGAGUGCUCACGAUGGGUCUACAGCAAGGAAUACUUUGAGCUCACAUUCAUUUCUGAGCUGAACAUCGUCUGCAAAGAUAAAUUCCUCCUACCACUAGCAAACACCAUUUAUAUGAGUGGAUUUCUGGGUGGAUCAUUAAUUCUAGGAACUCUGGCAGACAUAAUAGGAAGGAAGAAAACUCUCGUGGUCUGUGUCCUGGGUCACAUCGCAGUGGUCUUUGCCACGGCUUUCGUCAGAAACUAUGUCGCCUUUGUCAUCCUUCGAUUUUUUGUCGCAUUCUUUGGAAUUGGAAAGUUUCUGACAUCUUUUGUUAUCUGCAUGGAGCUCGUGGGACCUACCCACCGGACUCUCGCUGGCAUCGUCAUCGAGAUUUUCUGGGCAGUGGGCCUCUUCAUUGUCGUCCUCUUGGCAUACUUCUUCCGGCAAUGGAACCACCUACAGCUGGCUGUGUCAGCUGUCAAUGUGAUAUGCCUACCUAUCGUCAUGUUUAUCCCCGAGUCGACACGCUGGCUGUUGUCACGUGGUCACAGACAGGAAGCGUCCGCCAUUGUGCGUCACGCGGCCCUCGUCAACAAAGUCGUCGUGUCUGAGAAGGUCCUCAGCCUGCAAGACCUGCAGAACGACGGUCCAGGUGGGAAGUUCUGGCUACUGUUCACCCACCCGCGUCUGCUAGUCCGCUGCCUCAUCGUCUUCUUCAACUGGUUCGUCGUAACAGGUGUUUACUAUGGCUUGGGACUGAACGUGGGCAGUCUGUCAGGUGACAUCUACCUCAACUUCCUGUACGCCAGCAUCGCCGAGACCUUGUCCUACGUGUUGUGUCUGGUGCUGCUCAACCGCAUCGGACGACGGACGCUGCACUGCUUCACCAUGCUGCUGGGCGGCAUCUCGUGUGUGGCCAUCAUCCUACCCGUCGUCUUCGGCGACCAGAACACAGCGUGGAUAACCACUGCGCUCUCCAUGGUCGGGAGGUUCGGAAUCUCGGCUGCCUUCGCCAUUAUUUACGUGUACACCGCCGAGUUGUUCCCCACUUUUGUACGAAACUCCAUCAUGGGGGCCAGCUCUUUGAAUGCUCGUUUGGGGUCCAUUAUUACACCUUACAUAAUCUCACUGAGUUAUUAUGUCAGUGGAAGCAUCGGAGUAGCACUGCCUUCACUCAUUUACGGAGGGCUGUCGAUUGUGGCUGGCCUGGCGUCACUAUGGUUACCAGAAACACAUCUUCAGGAUCUUCCAGAAACUAUCGAGGACGCCAAGAAGUUUGGAAAAAAAAAGGACAAGAAUUCGUAUGAACUUCCGCAGACAUUGGAAUUUUCCGACGAGAGAGAUAUUUCCGCACACAUUUAAUUCAUUAAAUAACUGUGAAAUUAAGUAGUGUACAAAAUGCAUUGUGUUCAAAAGAAACUUUGACCAGGCAAGACAAGUCAUUAUACAUUUACAGUUAUCAUACUAGUCGAGAAAUGUAAUUAUACAGUAAUAUUUUUCAUACUAGUCGAGAUUCCUAUUUGUUGCUUUUUCGUCCUCUCAGAAUUCGAUGGAAUUUACACACUCAACCUUCUGGUGAGAAUUGGUUUUCUUUAGAGUUUUUAAUUCCUUUGCAAAUGAUGUGCAGUUCUUAUAUCUACUUCUGACUUGUUACAGAUAAAACGAUUUGAUUGUUUUGAUUGCCUUGUAUAUGCAUAAGUUUCCCAGAAGAACAUUAGUGCCUCAAUGUCAUAAAAACCUGAAUAUUAGACGAUAAAAACACAACCGAAAACACAA